AUUUAGUCAGAAAAGUCACGUGCACCUAUCAGGUGAUUUUUUUUUUGGCUUUAUCAAAUCCAAUAACACUUGGAGACGGAAGAGUAGGGUUUGUGUAAACGAGAGAUUUGAGAUGGCGCUUAGAGGAGUAUGGCAGCUCCAAAAGCUCGUAGUGAGCUACUGUAAUUGGGGAGGUAGCAGUAGAGGCAUAAGAGCCUUUAUGGAAUCAGAGUUGCCUGCGCUUAUAGAGAAAAACCCGCAGCUCGAAGUGGCAACCGAGCUUUCAAGGGGGCAACAUCCUUACCUCAAGGGCAUAUACAGGAAUAGAAAUGAGAGGGUGGUGUGUGUGAAGAACAUGGAUCCUGAACAAGUGCUUUUGAAUGCAACGAGGCUUAGGAACUCACUUGGAAGGAAAGUGGUGAAGCUGAGGACUAGACAUGUGACCAAGCACCCCAGUGUUCAAGGCACUUGGACAACCGCUGUCAAGUUCUGACAACUUUGGAUGUUGCAAGUAUUCAUCCUUGUUAUCUUACAUUUGCAGUCCUGAGUUGUUUCUACUUCUAUUUGGACAAAGAUUCAGCUUCAGUUGUUUGAGUCUUAAUAAGAUUUCAGGAGGGUUUAUGGUAAAUUUCAUAGUUAUAGUA
This is a messenger RNA of Brassica napus (rape), 623 nucleotides long. Its product is annotated as 54S ribosomal protein L51, mitochondrial. Gene Ontology annotation, cellular component: mitochondrial large ribosomal subunit. The transcript has 3 exons. Gene Ontology annotation, biological process: mitochondrial translation. The coding region runs from base 113 to 472 and encodes 119 amino acids. The record is from RefSeq and is a predicted model, not a curated record. Lineage: Eukaryota; Viridiplantae; Streptophyta; Magnoliopsida; Brassicales; Brassicaceae. Gene Ontology annotation, molecular function: structural constituent of ribosome.